CACCAUCAUAAUGUUCAAGAGCGGUCUCGCCCGGACCUUCGGGAGGGCUGCUUUUGCCCGACCUACCUCCGUCGCUCGUCGCGCCCUCCAGCCCUCUAAGAUCAAUGGAUUCCCUUCCCUGGCCCGCUUCGCCAGCACUGAGGCCGCUCAGGGCGGCAAGAUUCACCAGGUCAUUGGUGCCGUCGUCGACGUGAAGUUCGAUGGUGACAAGCUCCCUGCCAUUCUCAACGCCAUUGAGACCGAGAACAAUGGCCAGAAGCUUGUGCUUGAGGUCUCUCAACACUUGGGAGAGAACGUCGUCCGUACUAUUGCUAUGGACGGUACUGAGGGUCUGACCCGUGGUGCCGCUGCCCGCGACACUGGUUCCCCCAUCAAGAUCCCCGUCGGUCCUGCCACCCUCGGCCGUAUCGUCAACGUCACUGGUGACCCCAUUGACGAGCGUGGCCCCGUCAAGGCCGUCAAGUACGCCCCCAUCCACGCUGAGCCCCCCGAGUUCAUCGAGCAGUCCACCGAGGCCGAGAUUCUCGUCACCGGUAUCAAGGUCGUCGACCUGCUCGCCCCCUACGCUCGUGGUGGUAAGAUUGGUCUCUUCGGUGGUGCCGGUGUCGGUAAGACCGUGUUCAUCCAGGAGUUGAUUAACAACAUUGCCAAGGCCCACGGUGGUUACUCCGUCUUCACCGGUGUCGGUGAGCGUACUCGUGAGGGUAACGAUCUGUACCACGAAAUGCAGGAGACCGGUGUCAUCCAGCUCGAUGGCGAGUCCAAGGUGUCCCUUGUGUUCGGUCAGAUGAACGAGCCCCCCGGUGCCCGUGCCCGUGUCGCCCUUACCGGUCUGACCAUUGCCGAGUACUUCCGUGACGAGGAGGGUCAGGAUGUGCUGCUCUUCAUUGACAACAUUUUCCGUUUCACCCAGGCCGGUUCUGAGGUGUCUGCCCUGCUGGGUCGUAUCCCCUCUGCCGUCGGUUACCAGCCCACCCUGGCCAUCGACAUGGGUGGUAUGCAGGAGCGUAUCACCACCACCACCAAGGGUUCCAUCACCUCCGUCCAGGCCGUCUACGUGCCCGCUGACGAUCUGACUGAUCCCGCCCCCGCCACCACCUUCGCUCACUUGGACGCCACCACUGUGUUGUCCCGUGGUAUCUCCGAGUUGGGUAUCUACCCUGCCGUCGACCCUCUGGACUCCAAGUCCCGUAUGCUCGACACCCGUAUCGUCGGUGAGGAGCACUACAACACCGCCACCCGCGUCCAGCAGAUGCUCCAGGAGUACAAGUCCCUCCAGGAUAUCAUUGCCAUUCUCGGUAUGGACGAACUUUCCGAGGCCGACAAGCUCACCGUCGAGCGUGCCCGUAAGCUGCAGCGUUUCCUGUCCCAGCCUUUCACCGUCGCCCAGGUCUUCACUGGUAUCGAGGGUCAGCUGGUCGACCUGAAGGACACCAUCAACAGCUUCAAGGCCAUCAUCAACGGUGAGGGUGACGACCUUCCCGAGUCCGCUUUCUACAUGGUUGGCAACUUCGCCUCCGCCCGCGCCAAGGGUGAGAAGCUUCUGGCUGAGCUUGAGGGCCAGUAAAUGUAAUAUUGUUUUUGAGCGCCCUUUCUUUUUUGUUCCCUUUUUUUCCGUGUUAGAAUAUGGACUACCUCUUUUUUUCUUUGAAAUGUUCCGUUUUCGAAUCGAUACGUGUACAGUACUCGAAUAAAGAAAAAGGGAAGUCGAAAGAAGAAAGGUUCUCCCUUCUAUAAAGAAAGAAAGGUGAAACUGGAAAAAAAAGAGCACUGAUUACUCUCUCACACCAACCUCUUUUUUUAAGUCUGGAUGGGAACUGGUGGUUGGUGGUAGGAUGGAACACGACUACUGCUUCAUCUCUCCCUGUCCGGGCUUGUGUUACACUACCUAUGUGCUCAUGUAAGUAAGUCAAAAUGACCACAGUCAGCCUGAUACCCUGGGGCUGGGACAAUUGUAUUCAUUUCUUUUGUUGCA
Aspergillus steynii IBT 23096 is the source of this 1975-nucleotide messenger RNA. Its product is annotated as F1F0 ATP synthase subunit beta. NCBI's taxonomy places the organism in Eukaryota, Fungi, Ascomycota, Eurotiomycetes, Eurotiales, Aspergillaceae. The record is from RefSeq and is a predicted model, not a curated record. Gene Ontology annotation, biological process: proton transmembrane transport; proton motive force-driven mitochondrial ATP synthesis. Gene Ontology annotation, molecular function: ATP hydrolysis activity; proton-transporting ATP synthase activity, rotational mechanism; ATP binding. The transcript is spliced from 7 exons. Bases 11 to 1567 code for a protein of 518 amino acids.